Molecule: messenger RNA, 7455 nt
Organism: Equus caballus (horse)
Lineage: Eukaryota; Metazoa; Chordata; Mammalia; Perissodactyla; Equidae
Gene: ATAD5
Product: ATPase family AAA domain containing 5
Cellular component (GO): nucleus
Molecular function (GO): DNA binding; ATP binding; DNA clamp unloader activity
Source: RefSeq, a predicted model, not a curated record
CGCCCCCUGCGUUCAGGACGGCGCGAAAACCCAAUUGACAAGAACUCCCUCCGAAGCCGGUGGGUCCGAUCUACGUUCGGCUUGCUUUCCCCACGGGAGCCCGGGUCCCAAGCGCUAAGCCUGGAGCGUCCGCCUCUGGGACAUCCCGCGCCCACCCGCCGCCCCCCGGGGUCCUCGCUGCCCGCGCUUUCUCAGCGCCUCUUCCCGCGUUCGACUGGGCAGAGCUGGGCCCAGCCUCCGCCACCGCUCCGAGCGGGUGGGCGUGGGGGAGUCCGAGACCGACCCCACGGCCCAGCUCCUCGCUCCUGCAGGAGCCGGCCGCCUCCAUGGCCUCCAGGCAGGCCGGGCCGGGCCGCGCAAGGUCCUAGGAACCGGGAUUCCAGGAAGCAGGGAUUAUGGUGGGGGUCUUGGCCAUGGCGGCGGCAGCUGCUCCCCCUCCGGUGAAGGACUACGAGAUUGAGGCAUGCAAAAAGCGAAGGAAAGAUGACGACAGAUCUUCCUGCGAAACAAUUACAAAAUAUUUAUCACCAAUAGGGAAAACCGGAGACAGGGUUUUCUCUCCACCAAAAUCCAGUAACAUUCUGCAUUAUUUUAGAAAGACUUCACCCACAAAGGAGAAGACUCAAUCAGCAAAAGACUGCGAGAUCAAGUCAUCUCCACCAUUGCCUGCGAACAGUGGCAAAGACUGUAAAUCACCUUUGCAAGUGUUCUCAAAUACACAGUUUCAGAAGAGAGGAAAGAGAGUUAACUUAGCUCAUCAACUAAAUAAUAUUACAACUGAAAAUGAAUCUCCAAUUGAAAUUAGCAGUGAUGAUAGUAAAGAACACUCUAGUUUAAAUAAUGAUUUUGUGGAGAGUAGUACUUCUGUUUUACUUGACAAAAAACAUGUAGAGGUACUUACAGAAAGGAUUCAAGAUAUCAAAAAGCAGUCAAGCACUAUGGCCCCCAAAAAGAGUUCUAAGAAAGUAAAUUCUAAACAAAGGACCACAAAAAAUCAUUGCAAAAAAUUGAGAAAAAGGAAGUACAGGGAUGUAAUAGACCUAUCAGAAAGUUUACCCUUGGCAGAGGAACUAAAUCUCCUUCAAAAAGAUGUUAAAGACAGUAAAUGCAGUAUGCCUUCCCUAACUAAUGAAGUGGAGAGGAUUGCAAAUGAUGCAGGCUCUGGAGCUCCUGUAACUAAAACAGCCCAGUUAACUGAUGGUAUGGUCACUGUCUCAUAUGAGGAAUUUUUAAAAAGUCACAAGGAGAAUAAAGUAGAACACACACCAGACUCUGCAAUGUCAAUUUGUACUCCUUCUGAAACUGUUGAAGACGCAGUCAAAAGUGAUUGUAUAAGUGACACAGAAACCUGUGAAAUUACCCAACCUGUACGCUUUAAGACAGUUACCGUUCUUGCACAAGUUCAUCCUAUCCCCCCAAAAAAGACAAGGAAAAUACCCUCAAUUUUCUUGAAACACAAGCAGUUAGAAAUGGAAAAUAGUCUGUCUGAUCCUGAAAAUGAACAGACAGGUCAGAAAAGAAAAUCUAAUGUUGUCAUACAGGAGGAAGAAUUAGAAUUGGCAGUGUUAGAAGCUGGAAGUUCUGAAGCUGUGAAACCAAAAUGCACUCUAGAAGAAAGGCAGCAGUUUAUGAAAGCAUUUAGGCAGCCAGUAUCAGAUGCACUUAAGAAUGGAGUCAAAAAGUCUUCUGAUAAGCAGAAAGAGCUCAAUGAAAAACCUUUAAAUGAGGAUGGAAGAGACAGUAAUUCCAAAAAAGUCAUGAGAAAUCCUAGUGUCGAAAUGGUUUCAAAUAAUGCCAGUUCACAGUCACACACUGAUAAAGGAAGUUUUCCUAAGGAGAAAAGUAAAAAGCUGAGGAAAAAGGGUAAGAAAAUGCUAGAUACUGGUGCUACUCUAGGUGAAAAUAGAGAGGGAAAUACUCAAAAGCAAGAAACAACUUUUUCCUUUAAAGAUAAACAAAAUCAAAAUAGGCUUAGAAUGAGUUUAAGACAAAAGAAAACAGAAGGUUUCAAAAGGAACACAUUAUUUAACAGUGAAAGUCUUGUUUGUGAAGGUACAGCAAAUGCUAACCCUCUAACUAUACCUUCUUUGUAUAACAAGAAGACUUCGAGAAAAACCAGCGUGCCAGUUAAGGAUAAGGUUACACAUUCUAAAGCUGAAACUGAGGACAGCUUGGUAAAUAUUUCCACACCCAAAUCAACUAGAAGAUCUGUAAGAAAUAGCAGCACGCCUACUGCAACAGUCAUUAGAAGUACUGAUUCUGAAGAUGCACAAGAUGGUAGUCCCAUAAAGGCUUCCACUCCAAAAGCACCCAACUUAUCAGAAAAGCACAGCUUAUAUACAGCAGAAUUAAUAACAGUACCCUCCGAUUCGGAGAGCCCUAUUAGAAUGAAAUUCACCAGAAUUAGUACUCCCAGAAAAUCUAAGAAAAAAUCAAAGAAAAGAUCUGAGAAAUCUGAAGCAACUGAUGGAGAUUUUACUUCUCAGACUAGAAAGGCAAGCAGAGCUUCAAAAAAUGUAUCAAAAGCAAAACAAUUGGUUGAAAAAGCAAAAGCUUUACACAUUAGUAGGUCAAAAGCUACUGAAGAAAUAGUGACACCCUUAAGGCGUUCAUCUAGACAUCAGACACUUCCCGAAAGGAAGAAAUUGUCAGAAUCAGAAGACUCUGUAAUAAUAAUAGAUUCAAGUCCUACUUCUUUAAAGCAUACAGAGAAAAAUCAGAAGAAACUUCAGUGUCUGAAUGAUGUACUAGGAAAAAAACUUAAGACUCCUAAAAAUGUACCAGGAAAAAUGAAAAUUGCUCCUUUAUUUCUUACCAGAAAGGCUCAAAAAACAGCUGAUCCUAUCCUUGGUUUUGAUGAAAGCAGUCAAGGUACAUCUGAAAAGUCUCAGGAUUGUGGUGUGCAGUUUAAAGCGAAGCGUGACUUUCUAAUGAGUGGUUUGCCAGAUUUGUUGAAACGAAAAAUUGCGAAGAAAGCUGCCGCGUUAGAUGUGUACAAUGCAGUGAGUGCCAGUUUCCAGCGAGUCGUCCAUGUCCAACAAAAAGAUAACGGAUGCCAUUUGUGGCAUUUGAAACCACCCACUUGUCCUCUCUUAACUAAACUUAAAGAACUGAAUACUAAAGUAAUGGAUCUCUCAAAAUGUGUUAUUGCUCUUGGUGAAUUUUCAACAUUGAAUUCAAAUCCGAAAAGUAGUAAUCCUGCUGUUGUGUUUACAGGGAGAAGGAAAGAUUUGACUGAAGAAGUAAGAAAUCUUUUGCUGGAGGAAAUUAGGUGGUCAAAUCCUGAAUUUUCUUUGAAGAAAUAUUUUCCUUUGCUUCUAAAAAAGCGAACUGAGCACCAGGUACUUUCUGAGUGUCGUUGUAAACAAGAAAGUCCACAACUAGAGCCCUGUGUCAAUCAAAAAGAGACCAAAAGGAAAAGAGUGGAAACGGAGAAUCAUAAGUCAAAAAGAAAGAAACCAAAUGAGUAUUCAGAAAGUCCAAAAAAGAUACGUGGGAAACCAGAAGAACUUGACAAAAGAAACAUCUCCACUGGGAUAAAGCUAGACUCUUCCAAAGGUCCGUCAUCUAAAACACCCAGGAAGAAACAAACAUGUAAAGUGGAAACAGAAGCAGUAGAAGAUUCUGAUAUUCUGAUAAUAGAUGAUGACAAAGAGUCUACAUCAGAAGUAUCUUCUAUUGCUGAUCUUGGAACUGAAGACAUGCUUUGGACAGAAAAGUACCAACCCCAGAACUCCGGUGAACUCAUAGGCAAUGAGCUAGCUAUAAAGAAGUUGCAUAGUUGGUUGAAAGACUGGAAAAGAAGAGCUGAAUUGGAAGAAAGACAAAAUUUGAAGGGAAAAAAAGAUGAGAAACAAGAAGAUCUGUCGGAUAGCAUAGAUUUCAAAGGCAGUUCCGACGAUGAGGAAGAGAGUUGUCUUUGCAAUACUGUUCUUAUAACUGGGCCAACAGGAGUGGGAAAGACUGCUGCCGUCUAUGCUUGUGCUCAAGAGCUCGGAUUUAAGAUAUUUGAAGUGAACGCCUCUUCUCAGCGCAGUGGCAGACAAAUUCUGUCUCAACUUAAGGAAGCUACUCAGUCCCAUCAAGUAGAUAAGCAAGGUGUAAACUCACAAAAACCGUGCUUUUUUAAUAGCUACAGCAUAGGCAAGUCACCAAAAAAAUUAAGCUCCCCUAGGAAAGUUGUGACAUCACCAAGGAAACUGCCUCCACCAUCACCACAAAGUAGUGGACCAAAGCGAGCACUUCCACCUAAAACUUUGGCAAAUUAUUUUAAAGCGUCUUCUAAGCCAAAAAAUAGUGAAGAAAUAGGAGUGCUUCUGGAAAACAAUAAAGGAAUCAAAAAUUCGUUUGAACAGAAGCAAAUUAUUCAGGCUAAACCUACAAACACAACUAAUUCAAAUGUCAAAGAAUUUGGAGCUGAGGAACCCAACAGGAAAAAUGCAACAUCUCUCAUUCUUUUUGAAGAGGUUGAUGUCAUUUUUGAAGAAGAUGCUGGGUUUUUGAAUGCAAUCAAAACAUUCAUGGCAACAACUAAAAGACCUGUAAUCCUUACUACAAGUGAUCCAACAUUUAGUUUAAUGUUUGAUGGCAGCUUUGAAGAAAUUAAUUUCAAUACUCCUUCGCUGCUGAAUGUCGCCAGCUACCUGCAGACGAUCUGCUUGACUGAAAAUUCUAGAACCGACGUGAAAGACGUCGUGACGUUGCUAACUGCCAAUGCUUGUGACGUCAGGAAAAGCAUCCUUUAUUUACAGUUCUGGAUUAGAAGUGGAGGUGGAUCUUUAGAAGAAAGGCCUUUAUCCCUUCGUCGAGGAAAUAGCAGAAAUGUACAACCUGUUUGCUCUGAAGAUGGCCCUGAUUCCAAAAAUAACACUAAAAAUACUAAAAGGAAUCCUACAGACCUUCCUAAAUGUGACACAGGCUGUGUUGAGACCUUGUUUGGCCUUAAGAACAUUUUUUCCCCUUCUGAAGACUUAUUUUCAUUUUUAAAGCAGAAAAUCAGAACAAAAGAAGAAUGGCAUAAGCUCAUCCAGCUUCUUACAGAAUUCCAAAUGCGGAAUGUCGAUUUCUUAUAUAGUAACCUUGAGUUCAUUCUACCAUUGCCUGUUGAUAUCAUUCUAGAAACAGAAAACUUAGGUGGUUCAUCAGUAAGUGUGGACACCAGUGCAGCAACAAAAAAUAUGAAGUGUCUUGCUAGGAGACAUUCUGAAGGAGAGAAGCCAUUGAAAAAGUCACAAAAAAAGAAACGUAAGAAAAAGAUGGUAAUCCUGGAUGAUAGUGACUUAUUUGACACAGGAUUGGACUUUCCUGAUGAAUUCAUUAGCCUUUCCUCUGCAUCUUCUUCCUCAAAUUCACAAGAAAGCAAAGCCAGAGAUAAAGGAAGCAAUCCACAGACAAAGAAACUAAACAAAUGUUUAGAGUCUAACACUGAAUCUGUUCCUUGUCCUCCUAAAACACCAGCAGAAAAAACAUGUUCUGCCCUGGUUUCUCACUGUUUAAAUUCUCUCACUGAGUUCAUGGAUAAUAUGUCCUUCUUAGAUGCCCUUUUAACUGACGUAAGGGAACAAAAGGACUUUGGUAAAAAUGACUUCACUUGGACAAAUGGGAAGGUUAAAAGCGGACUUUGUGAUGAGUUUAGUCUUGAGGGUAGCGAUGGAUGGACGUCUCCGAGCUCUGGAGAGUUAAAGGCAGCUGUAGAAGCGCUCAGCUUCACUAAGUGUUCUUCUGCUAUUUCAAAAGCAUUGGAAACCUCCUUGAAUUCUUGCAAGAAAUUAGGAAGAGAUCCCACGAAAGAGCUUACUUUUUGUGUUUCACAAAAGCGCAACAACGUACACUUCAGUCAGUCAGCCGCUGAUUUAGACAGUGCUUGGAAGAGGAUAGCAGUCAUCAAAGGUGUGUUUUCCAGCCGAUCUCUUCUGAACCUGGGUAAUAGACAAGCUAGUGUAAUUGAAUACUUGCCAACUCUUCGAAACAUUUGUAGGACUGAGAAGCUAAAAGAACAAGGAAAAAGUAAAAGAAGGUUCUUGCACUAUCUUGAAGGAAUUCAUCUUAACAUUUCAAAAGAGACUGUGAACACUUUGGCAGCUGGCUUCCCUUAAUGUUCCCUGUUGACAAUGCCGUGUACAGAUUAUCAUGUGGUCUUUAAGAUACAUUUUUAUAUUGAUUUUCAUGGAAGAGUUUAGUUCUCUAAGUGUACAUUUGAAACAGACUUUGUAUAUUUUUAUUAGUGUGCAAAUAUUUAAAGUGAAAAAUUUGAGUUACAAAUUGUAUUUAUGAUUGUGGUAGUAUUUUUUUAAUGGAUUUCUUGUAUUAUCUGACUUAGCUUUGUUGGACUAUUUUUGUAUGUGACUGAGCUGUUUCUAGGAGCUAGAGUUCGUUAAGAUAUUUGUAAAGAUGUUUCAAUGCUAAACUAAUCUGUAAUUUUUCCCUUUCCUGUUACCCUUAAUCCACCUCUCUCCAACAAAGUGUCGGUACUCUGUCAAGUGGUAAAUAUGAAUCACCUAGGUGAUAAUCUUUUUUUAAAUAAGUUUACACAAUCCAAAAUACAAAAUUACGUAUGUAAUACAUAAGAAAACUUCUAGAAAAGACAUUAUGCUUCAUUUUUCUAAGUAAAAUCUUCCUGAUCAGUUUUUCAGUGUGCUUCUCCAGCAUAUUUUACCAUUGAAUCAUUGAAUGUUGAUAAAGUGAAAUCAAGAUUAUAAAUUGUAGUUUUCAUAAAUCUUUUUCAGCAACCAUACAUAUGUGAUAUCUUGUAUAUUUUGCCAACUCGUCAUUUGCCUUGUACAUUUUUCUUGUAUUUUUAUAUCAUUGAUGUUUUAUUUCAUAAAGAUAUUAAUGAUGUUAAUAUAUCUAUUUUGGACAAACUGCUCUUCAUUAAAACUGUAACAAAGAAGGUUUCAACUAUAGAAUUUCUACGUAGCCAUUUCCACUUGAGGUUGUUUUUGGAGAAAGUAUGUAUUUUUAAUUACAAGAUUUUAAAAUACCACAUUUCACUUAAAAUAAUUUUUGCAAUCAGAUAAUCAAGUGAAUCUGAAAAUAGUUUCCUAUUUCAAGUGUUUAUAUUACAUAUUAAUCAGUUAUGUUAUCUGGUGAAUUACAUUUUCAACUCAAAAGGUAGGGAUCCUAGUUUUGUACAGUUAAAAGAUAGAGAUGUAUACCUGUCUAUAAAUGUGUAUGAAGAUAAGUUUUUACCUCUUAUUUGUUCAACUUACCUUUUCUUGUGCUGAUAGUAUGUUGAUUUAAUUAAAGGCUAAAGCUAAGAGGCUUUAUGCAAUAUUUAAAUAGGAGUUCUAGAAGUAAUCAUCUGGGUGAGUAUGGAUAUUGUGCAGCUUUGGCUAUAGGCUGUAUCGUCUAUGUUUCAUCCCUGUACAACAGAGAGAAUAAGAUCUGAAGCUUUUUUUAUUUUUAAUGUACAGAUUUAUUUUUUUCUACUGAAUACAAGAGUUCGGUACCUAAGCA